CACUGAUGAAAAUUAGAGGUUAGGGCAAGAGUGACAUCUAGCUUGUCAAAAACACACAAAUAAAACAAAAUAGACAUAUUUCAAAUAAACCACAUCUUCGUUAACAAUGAAAUAUUGGACUGAGAAGGAGAAACUUCAACUUUUACUAGCUUUACAAAAAUGUGGUAGCAGUAAUCUAGAGGUCCUGCAAAAAGAAAUUCCUCAGAAAACAGUUGGAGAAAUUCGACUGGAGAUUGAUAAGUAUUCUGCAUUAGGUAAGGCAGCAUGGCAGAAGAAGGAACGAGAAGCUUGCGGCUCAGAUCCCUCAAUGCAACAAUGGGUUAGCAUAAUUAAAAAAUUGUACCUUCUUAAUCGUGGAGAAGUGACCGAUGUUAUACCCAGAGUUUUAAAAUAUAUCGCACUAUUUGAAGAAGGAGAAACCAAAGGAGAGAUAAAUUUGAGUGAUUGCUACAGAAUAUUAUCUGACAUAUCCUACGGAUUAGCAUCCAAAGAAAUUGACAACACUCAGAGUUAUUUCUUUUACAAAUGUCUACACAAACUUUCGUUACGGCUGAAGAAAGAAGAUUUAAGCGAACAUCGGGCGUUCCUUAAUUCCAUCGAUGAUUUCGCUCAGCUCAACCAAAUGCAACCUGGUGAAAAGAAAGAUGUGUUGAAUCCAUUAAACGUACCUUCCGACCUUCUACUACCGACUUCUGGAGACAUGACAGAAAAUUUCUUGGAACCAGACAUUAUUUUAAAUAAAACACUUACUUGAAACAUA
Aethina tumida (small hive beetle) is the source of this 760-nucleotide messenger RNA. RefSeq lists its product as uncharacterized. The record is from RefSeq and is a predicted model, not a curated record. Lineage: Eukaryota; Metazoa; Arthropoda; Insecta; Coleoptera; Nitidulidae. Bases 107 to 754 code for a protein of 215 amino acids. The transcript is spliced from 4 exons.